Molecule: messenger RNA, 1164 nt
Organism: Caenorhabditis remanei
Lineage: Eukaryota; Metazoa; Nematoda; Chromadorea; Rhabditida; Rhabditidae
Exons: 1
Coding region: 1-1164 (387 amino acids)
Source: RefSeq, a predicted model, not a curated record
AUGAGAAGUGGUAAUUUGAGAAAUGCUGGUGUCCCACACAAUGUCCAUUUUCAUUAUGAGAGCUUCAAGUCGAACGAUUUCGUAGAGUUCACCGAUAAUUUGUUUGAUGAAAGGGAACAUCUACAUGACCCCGAUUCGGAUUUCGACGACGACGAAUCCGAAGGAAGUGAGGAUGAGGAAGAUGGAAGGGAGGAAGAAAAUCAAGGUGAUAAUUUGAUGGAGGACACGGAUAGUGAUAGAGAUGAAGAAGAUUUGAAUGAGCAAGAAGAAUAUAGACGAGUUGCUUCUCGUGAGAGUGAGAGUGACGAGGUAGACGAUGAGGACGAAGACGAUGAACAGGAGUCUGAGGAGGAAUCAGAAGAUGCGGAUGAUGAGGAUGAGGAAGUUGACGAAGCACCGAAUCAUUAUUUCCAAGUGUUGAGGGCCAUGGACCACACACCCGUACCACUUCAAGAUUUUGAGUGGAACUUGUCAGUAAUCGACGUCAGGACUCUUAUCGAUCAUUGUUUCGAAGUAUAUCACAUGUCACAAAUCAGCGCAUUCUAUGUUUGGAAUGGAUGCGAACAGCUUGAUUUUGAAGUGAUACGUGAAACAAUAAGAGGAUACAAUAUAUUACAGUUUGAAGUCAGAACUGAAAGUUAUGCGUUUGCACGUGAUAUGAUGAAUCUUCAAAUUCCGGUCAAAAGGUUGGAAAUCAACGCUUUGUGUUUUGAAAACACAUUAUCACUUCACAAAACGCUCAUUCAAAACCAUGACGUCAUCUCUUUGAAUGAGCCGGUUGUUCGGAAUCACACGUUGAUAGCUGAUGACUUGCUGUUGAUUAAUUCAGCAUUCGUUGAAAUCUACGAUGCUAUAAUUUCUAAUAAGGAAUUGAAUAAAUUCAUGAAGCAUUGGAUUCUAGGUUCAAAUCGAAGAAUGAAGCACAUCAUUUUGAGAAAAAUUGGAGAUGCUGGUUUCAAUAAGGACACAAUUUUCAAAGGAAUCAGUCAUGAAGAAUUUCCGGAAGGAGUUGUAAGAGAGUGCAAAGUGCUUACGGGCGGAGCAUUUGUAACUGUGAAGAUCGCAUCGGGAUUCAAUUUCUUCCGUGAGGAUCACACGGAAGCAACGAUUCGAAUGAAAAAUAGACGAGGACGUGCUGCGCUUGAAUUUAUUGUUUGGGACUGA